UGCUGCUGCAACUUCCUCUGUCAUUUCUCUUCAGUCUCAUCCCAAGUCGGUGUCCCGGGAGCAGGUUGGGGAAAGUCUGCGACCCCUGUGCCCCUCACUGACUGGAUUUUGUCACCAUGGGACUGACCCCUUAAGAGGAACAUUUGUGUCCCCCCCACUGACUAUUUGUCUUCCUUUAUAGCCACAUGUUGUGCUGAGCCCGACCCCCCCAUCAUGUUUCAGAGCUUUGAUCUGGUCUCAGUUUUAGCGACUGUCGCCGCCUCCCUCGUGUCUCUGGUUCUUCUCCUGGCGGUGUCUCAGCAGCUCUGGCAGCUCCGGUGGGCGGCGACCCGGGACAAGAACUGCAAGUUGCCCAUCCCCAAGGGCUGCAUGGGAUUCCCCCUGGUCGGAGAGACUUUCCACUGGAUCCUGCAGGGCUCAGAUUUCCAGUCCUCCAGGAGAGAGAAAUACGGAAAUGUCUUUAAGACCCACUUGUUGGGUCGCCCUCUGAUCAGGGUGACGGGAGCAGAGAACGUCAGGAAGAUUCUCAUGGGUGAACAUCACUUGGUCAGCACCGAGUGGCCCCGAAGCACCAGGAUGUUACUGGGGCCAAACAGCCUGGCCAACUCCAUCGGCGAUAUCCACAGGCACAAGCGUAAGGUGUUUUCCAAAAUCUUCAGCCAUGAUGCAUUGGAGAGUUACCUUCCCAAAAUACAGCUAGUCAUCCAGGACACCCUACGUGUUUGGAGCAGUAACCAAGAGUCCAUCAAUGUCUACUGUGAGGCGCAGAAGUUGACCUUCCGCAUGGCCAUUAGAGUUCUCCUUGGCUUCAGGCUCUCUGAUGAGGAGCUGAGUCGGCUCUUCCAAGUGUUUCAGCAGUUUGUGGAGAACGUCUUCUCGUUGCCAGUGGAUGUUCCUUUCAGCGGGUACCGGAGGGGCAUUCGAGCACGAGAGACGCUACUGAAGAGCCUGGAGAAGGCAAUCCAAGAGAAGCUGGAGAACAAUCAGGGCAAAGAUUAUGCCGAUGCCUUGGACAUCCUGAUCGAGAGUGGGAAGGAACAUGGGAAGGAACUUACUAUGCAAGAGCUAAAGGAUGGCACCUUGGAACUCAUAUUUGCAGCUUAUGCAACGACUGCCAGCGCCAGCACAUCUCUUAUAAUGCAAAUGCUCAAGCACCCAUCUGUGUUAGAGAAACUAAGGGAAGAACUGCGAGGGAAUGGCAUUCUGCACAAUGGCUGUGUCUGUGAAGGUGCUUUGAGAGUGGAGACCAUUAGCAGCCUUCAUUACCUGGACUGCGUCAUUAAAGAGAUACUUCGACUUUUCAGUCCUAUCUCUGGGGGUUACAGGACUGUGUUGCAGACAUUUGAGCUCGAUGGCUGCCAGAUCCCCAAAGGUUGGAGUGUUUUAUACAGUAUCAGGGACACUCAUGACACAGCUCCAGUAUUCAAGGAUGUUGAUGUCUUUGAUCCAGAUCGUUUUGGUCAGGACCGCACAGAAGAUAAAGACGGCAGGUUCCACUACCUCCCAUUUGGUGGAGGGGUAAGAAAUUGUUUGGGAAGACACUUGGCUAAGCUCUUCUUAAAGACCUUGGCAAUUGAGCUGGCCAGCAUGAGCAGGUUUGAACUUGCCACCAGGACUUUUCCCAAAAUCAUGCCAGUUCCUGUGGUCCACCCAGCUGAUGAACUAAAAGUUAGGUUUUUUGGACUUGAUUCCAAUCAGAAUGAAAUAAUGACAGAGACAGAAGCAAUGCUGGAGGCCACUGUGUAGCAUUCAUCCCACCGGCUUCAGAAAAAUAUUCCAUUCGGGUGAAGACAAAAUGGGCAAUAAGCACACAGACAAAUAUGCUAAAAAAAAAAAGUUACAGCAAAGUUAUAUCUACAAUACUAACUUAAAAUACUCAGCCACCAAACCAUGAAUAUCUUAUCUCUGUGGAAUGCUAAACUCUAAGUAUAUUAACAUAUAUUCACCAAGGGAGAACCUGGAUCCAUGCCCUUUAAUUGGGAGUCUUGUUGCUGAUAAGGUGGAGAAGACCUGCUGAUAAAAGGACUUGACAUGAAUCGUUUUGCAUUGCUGGUUGGUCACAAUGAUGUUUAAUAGGGGCAGUUGUUUUUGUAAGGUGGUUCCAGCAUUAUAAAAAGCCUUCUUCUAGGAGGGGCAUCACAGUAUUACAUUCAUCAGGGAUAACAGAUUUUCUGUUGUUUUGACAUCUGCCUUAUUUUACUUUAUCUGACAGCUUUUGGAUUAAAUGUCUGUAUGUCUGGUCGGUAAACUGUGCAUGCUGCUGAAACAAUGCAAAUAAGCCUAGAGUUUACACUUAGACCAAACAAAGCAAGCUCGCUCCAGAACACUCUCAUUACAAGUUGACUUUGAAUUUGAAACGUUUCCAAAAUGCUUGACGCUACUAAUUCUUUGGUGUUCUUAAAAGCAAAGCAAAUGGACUGAAGGAUCACAUCUAUUGUACUCUACUUAUACAGGCAACCAAACCAAAAGACAUUUUCCCAGUGCAGUUGAAAUGAUGUUGGUGCUCAAAAGCCUAGAGAUGAUGUAGUUGCCAUGCAGAAUGGCCUCGUGGGUAAAGAUUUAUUGAUGCUGAAUUUUACAUUCCAAGGGUUUCUUGGCAGCAACUGGGCAGAUAGAAUUGGGACAAUGAUAGAAAGUUUGACAUUUAUGUUGUCAACAAAUUGCCCAAAUAAAUUUUUUAUUUGGGAAAACUUCAAGAAAAAAAAUUAAAAGAAUUAUUUUUCAAUUCAGCCGAAUGCCAAAUUUUCUAGAUCCAGAAUCAGAUUUGCAGAUUUAAAUUCUAAUGAGGGGUUUGGAGCAUUCCUUCUAAAAGUCAUGCACUUCCCAAAUUCACAAGGAGAAGCACCUUUUUCAACAAAAUAUUUUGUUUAUCAACUAAAAUUUGACCAGAUAUGGAAAUUAAUCCAUAUUUAAAUUCCAGCAAAAUCUUAACACCUAAAAAAAAUGCUGAAUCUUAUAUCUAAUGAGGAUAUGGUGCAUGUCUUCUAAAUAUUACAUAUUGGCCAAAUUCAUAGAGAGGAACAUUGGAUUUCAUGUUUUCAACGUUAUUCAAUUUUUUCAUCUCAAAUUUCAGACAAAUCUUGGAAAGAAUCCAGACCCGAUUUUCUAAUUCAAAUCUGAGAACCUCCUCCUGAAAAUGCCAUCUCAAAAAACUCAUGGGGGGAAUAUCUGAUUUCAUUUUACCUCACCCGCGGAAUUUUUAUUGUUAAAUUGCAGAACCUCAUUUGUGGUAAUAAUUUUAAUUUUUACUUUCCAAAAUUGUUUUUAAACAUUUUUUAUAUAGACCAUUUAUUUAUUGUGUUUUUGUUCAGAACUUUUUUUGUUCCUCUUCAAAUCUGUCAAACCAAUGUCUGCUUGCCACAGUUCUUGAUCCUAAUAGCUGGCAGGGAAAACAAAACAAAGAUAUGGAUUACAUUUUUCAACAGAAAUUAAAGUUAGUGGCAAAUUGCAAUUGAAUAUCACAGUCAACGUCAUGCUAACUCCUAAUUUUAAAGAUGAAUAUCUCUUUCAAGUGAAUUCUGUAUGACCUUUACUUUACUGAAUGCCAAAAUAAGUUUCCCACUGGAUGAACAUCUGAUCUUACGUCAGAUUUUGGUUCUAAAUGGGUCCACGUUGGAUUUCAGUGAUAGGUACCAGGAAGCCAAGCCAACAUACAUUAG
Xenopus laevis (African clawed frog) is the source of this 3659-nucleotide messenger RNA. RefSeq names its product cytochrome P450 family 26 subfamily B member 1 S homeolog (gene cyp26b1.S). NCBI's taxonomy places the organism in Eukaryota, Metazoa, Chordata, Amphibia, Anura, Pipidae. Gene Ontology annotation, biological process: sterol metabolic process. The record is from RefSeq and is a predicted model, not a curated record. Gene Ontology annotation, cellular component: endoplasmic reticulum membrane. The coding region runs from base 214 to 1746 and encodes 510 amino acids. Gene Ontology annotation, molecular function: oxidoreductase activity; iron ion binding; heme binding. The transcript has 6 exons.